AUGUCUUUGCUUUCUCCCAGGUUCGCGUGGGCUGCGAUUGCUGUGUUGGCUUUGCUACCAGUCGCCUUGGUUUACGCGCACCCAAUCCAAGAGUCGGCCACUGCGACCCAGGUCCAGCCUGUAACGAAUAUUCAGCCUCGCGACCCCAGGCUUAUUCCCGAUACUGAACACUACCUUGCCGACAUCUUUGGCCUGCUAGGUGUCGAAGACCCGCAUACUUCCGAGACUCCUUCCCCUACUCUGGCUUCUACCGACAUGACAGGCAAGCAAGACAAGCCUGCAAACGUCAAGACAACGGGAACGCCAACUAGCAGCGCAACUAAGACUACGAUUACUCAACCUGCCAUGUACACCACCAACAUCCGCCAUGGAGAUACCAAGGCCAUUGAGAAUAUCCAGAUCGGAUCUGGAUAUACUGGAGGCAAUAAACUCCAAGCCUCCGACCUGCCUGUUAUCUUCGAUGCAGUUGCCAAAGAGCUGGAUCACCGAUUCCGCAAUAUGAUCGACAGCUCUGAUGAACGGGGACUGGGAGACGACACUGACUCGAAUAAGCGAGUUUUAGAAAGCGACCCUAACUCUGACGAUUUCGCUGCUGAGCUUGGGUUCUUGGGAUGA
Molecule: messenger RNA, 615 nt
Organism: Penicillium atrosanguineum
Lineage: Eukaryota; Fungi; Ascomycota; Eurotiomycetes; Eurotiales; Aspergillaceae
Exons: 2
Coding region: 1-615 (204 amino acids)
Source: RefSeq, a predicted model, not a curated record